AAUAAUAAAAGUUAAAUCAAACAAUUUUACAAAAAAUCUUCACUUUACCGCAAUAUCAUUUGUUUAUGUGGAAACCAGUGAAACGUGAAGAAAAUCGGAUCAAAUUUUGUAAAUAGUAGACAUAUUUUUGGGAUUAAUACACGAGGAUGAUGACAACAAACAUUUAAAAUGGUUUGAAUAAUGCUUCGACACAGCAAAUAUAAACAGAGUAAAAGUCCAGCACCAAACACUAUGAGACAUUCUUUAAUAAUAGACCCUGUGGACCAAUGGCUAUUAGACAUACAAGGGGCUGUAGAGAUGGAGUGUAUGUCAGUCUUACAGGGCAAAUCUAUCCUCAAACACAUGGAUAAAUAUGCCAUCAAUUCAGCAGCUAUAAGAAGUUCAAUUAACACAAUACGUAAUGAAUCUCAUUUAAUCAGUGGAGAAUUCUCUAAGUUAUACAAAAGUGUAAACAGUGAGAAGUGGAAAAAUGUCUACCCCUACACAAUACAAGUCACAUGUCACAUACGAUCACUCAUCCAUGAAUGUAAUGAAACCAUGCCAAAUGCUCCAACAUAUAUUUUAGAGCAACAAGAAGUUGUAAUGGGAGAAUGUGCCAAGCUUGCCCAGUUAGUAGAAAGUACUGCAGCAAAAUCAGAGGAGAAUCCAUCUCGGAUACCAGUUGUUAAUCAGCUUACAUUCCUAGGACAAGCUUUCAGUAGAAUGGUCGAUCUAUCACUGGGACAUCUUACGCAGAAAAUAAUUAUCACAUUGGACGAGGCUAAUGAACCACCAACCCUUGCCACAGCUAUGAGAACAAUCGUCACUUUAGGGCUGGAAGGAGAACAUAUGUGUUAUAUUAUAGCAAGGGAAGGUGGAGUACGAGCCCUAUUAGAAAUCUGUCGGACAGAGUCAUUAGAGUUUGCCCAUUGUCAAGCUUUGAGAGCAUUAGCCACCAUCUCAUGUGUUGCUGAAAGUUUAUUUGAAAUUGAAAAGGAAGGAGGAGUAGAAACUUUGAUUGAGAUUUUAUGUGAUACAACAGUCGGAGAGAAGGUACGAGGUGAAGUAGCAGGUGUCAUAGCACAGAUUACCUCCCCUUGUUUGGAGAAUUACCAACAGAUGUCAGACUUAGUAGACAAUAUGGAGGAUUUACUCAGGUCUUUAUUAGGUUUAGCCAGUACGACAGAAUCAUAUGAAAUAUUCCUGUUGUCGUCUGCAGCUAUAGCCAACAUAACCUUUAUGGACAGUCUUGGCUGUGAAAUUUUAGCCCAAUAUGAAGCUCCAAGGAUUCUAAUCAAGGCAUGCAGUACUCCUAUAGCCAAUUCUGUCUUUGCAAAAGAUCAGGUUGUGACAGUAUUAGCUAACAUGGUAGCAGUAGACAUGUGUAGACCUUGUAUAAUAAACAAUAAUGGAAUUAGUUUGUGUUUAGAACUAUUAAGUAUUUGUCCUGCUGAUUACAAAUCAGCUUCAGAAAUAUCAGCUUGUGAACGGGUACAACAAAAAGCUGCUAUUGCUCUGACAAGGAUGUGUAGGGAAGAAGAAAUAGGGAAAAUUAUUUGUACAUCAGAAGGUAUACCUAGACUUGUACAGCUGUGUAGAUAUGCUAAGGAGAGGAAUAAUAGUGAAGCUGUCCUGGUGGCUUGUUUAGCAGCACUAAGGAAGAUAAACUCCCAGUAUAAAUCUACCAACAUAAGCCCUGUUGACUAUCAUCAGCUGAUUCAACCAAGACUAAUGGAUUCAUUUCUUAUUUGUACAAACACGGAUGAAAAUUUUGUAUGAUUAAACCUGAAUAUUAGGCUAAACGAAAAAAUAUUUGCUUCUCAGGCUAGUUAUUGUUUUUAUACAACAAUUGAGUUGUAUACAGAUAAUCAGUGAACAUCAUUAUAUCCUCUGUACGGCCAGACCUGCCAACGGUCCCAAUUUAUGGGGGAUAUCCCCGAGGUGUUGACCUGAAUUUGAACUUCUUUAUUUUAUAAACUGAACACCUCAAAACAGGCAUUCAGAUGGGUUAAAAGGGUAUUUUAGCACAUACAUACUCUUUGAAACAUUAUAUAGCAGUAGAUUAAAAACACUUACGAUAAAAGAGGAGCACAAGUUCCUUUUGUGCUAAAAAUCCCCAUGGAGAUUUUGAAAAGUUGGCAGGUAUGUGUACGGCAGAGAUUUCAAAAGUGGAUAUAUAUGAAAAGAAUGUCAAGGUCAUAAAUAAUGGAAUGAAUAAUUAAAUUUCUGACAAUUUUUAUAUUGAAAUUCUAAGGAUUUGUUAUAAUUGUCUGAAAGCAAGGUUGUGAUUUUUAGUUUUGAUUUUACACUUAUAUUUAGGAUAUUAUUUUAAUGAAGAAUUUUUUAUCUGCAAAUGAAUUUGUAUGUUUACAUUUUGAUUGAGGACACAGCUUAUUUGUUCCUCAUAUUCUUUAUUGCAAAUAAAAGUAGAGUUAUCUCCCAUGACAUAUCAAAUACUGUUAUUUCUUAUCUUUUUAUUUUUUUAUAUGUAAUUGUCAUUUUUUUGUUAAAAAAUGUUUUAACAAAUGCUAUCAUCAAAAUCUAUUUAUUGCAACAUUGGAUAUAAAAAAUGUUUUAACAAAUGCUAAAAGAUAGACUGAGCUGUUAUGAGAGGUUAAAUAUUUAUUUUGCAUUUUCUAAUAUUUAAUGAUUUGUUAUAUAUUGUUAUAUAUAUAUAUAUAUAUAUAUAUAUAUAUAUAUAUAUUAUCUAAAUACAGCAUUAAAUGUUUUUGUUUUUGUCAGCAUUUUGUGAUAAUUGUCAAAAUUUAUAUAUGUUUUGUUUUGUGUUGUAUACAGAUAAAAAACCUGAACACAAUGUACACAUUUUCCUGCAAGUUUUCAUAUUUUUUUUUCAAAACCAGCAGCUGCAUAAAUAUUGUCUUUGUGAAAAUCUAAAUGUUCAAAGGGUACUAAUUUUAGUUGAUUUUUGUAAAUACCUUCAACAUCAAAAUCCAGUUUUUAGGUAAAAAAAACAUCUUAUCGAUUUGAAGUGUUAUAUGAUGGUUCUCUUCAAUGUACUAAAUUUUAUGAAAAGUGCUGAAUAUUUUUUUUUCUAUUUUUUUUUUCAUACAAUUGUAUGUUGAGUAUUUAUUGUUUUGGUAUGUGUUUUGUAUGUGUUUGGUUGCUGUUAGUUUUGUAUAUUUCAGUUUGUAAUAAUGUGUUGUGUAUUUAUCUUUUAUAAGUUUUGACCAAAUUGUGAACCUGAUAUAAACAUUCCAAUAUUUUAUUUUAUAAUUUUAAAGUUGUAACAAUGAUGCACACCUUUCAGCAAAUAGUUAUUUCAUUUUCCCAAAUUUCUUAAGAACGUUUUUGAAAUAGUUAACAUAUUGGUGUAUUUCUAGAUGAAAGAUUACUUGUCCCAAAAUACAUUUUGUAUCUCCAUUUGUUAAAUUUGAGCGGGCAGUAGUGGGAUGCUCACAGUUGGCAGGUGUAUAUCUACUUGAGCUGUAUCAGUCAAUCAAUUUUUGAGACUGGACAGUGCUAGUUUUUUCCUAAAUCAAUUUCACUGUUAUUAUCCUAUCCAUUAAAGGGGCACUAGCUGUCAAAUUCAUGUUCAUCGAUUUGACUCAAAUUCUCAUAUUUAAUGUAUAACAAUGUAAAACAUUUAUCCAAAUUAUAAAAAGUCUUAAAAUAAACAAUUGACAGGGCAUAGGAUGGAUAAUAUGUAUCUUCGUUUUGUGUGUAUUUUAGUCUAGACUCCAUCUAAUUAAUUGUCGAGUUGACCUCCCAAAAACCACUGAUGCCCAUAUAAGGUAUAUAAACAUAAAUAAGGAUGUAAAUAGAUAGCGCAACUCGUGCAAAUGGCACUGUUCUCCCCAGGCCGAUAUGUUGCUGCGGUGCCGCAGCGCCUUCAUAAUAUUUUUGUAGAUCCCACAGCGUCUUAAUUGGCAGCUGUCCCUUAAUACUUGAUCCCGCAGCGUCUUAAUUUUCACAUUUUCAUUAUAAAUGUUGGUUAAAAUUGUCAAGUUACUGAUCACCGCUGAUGGGUCGGUCAGUGUUACGCAAUAACUGAUAAUUAGUUUUACCUGAGCCAUGCUUAUCUCAGCCUUAUCCGACUAUGUUAUCAGGUAAUAGUGUAAAUGAUCAUCAAGAAGAUAGAUAUUUUUUGAAGAAAAUUAAAAAUUUUAAAAACUUCAGUGCAGAAAUUGAAGAAAUAGAUCGCAAAUACAUUGUAUUUACGCAUCGUGUGUGUGAUCACUUGACCAUUUAUAUAACGAACUUUUUCAUUGGUCGAGAAGAAGAAACUAUUUAAACACGAGCAAUGAACGUGUUGAAUACACGUGAUAAAUUAGAAUACACAUUGCUAAAGAUAUUUACGAUGAAAACUAUGAAUGAAAGUAUUAGAAGUUGAAAAAAUUAAAAUAAAGUUUGAUUAAAGAUAACGAGGAGUGAUUUACUUUAAUAGAAAGUGAAAAAAUGUUGCUUGCAAGGUAAAUUCUUCUGAAACUGUCAUAUUUUUAGAAAUAAAAUGAUCAUUGAACAUCGAUCGUGAAUCCGUGCGUCGGGAAAUAUGUGACAAUCAACACGGGUACAGAAUCGCCGCAGCUUCUGUAUAAUGUCACUGGUAAAUAAUUUCAGUGGUUUUAACUUUAACAAAUUUGUAAAGUUUCGUUUAUAUCUAUCUGCCAAAGAUAUGAUUAAACAAUAAUACACACGGAAGCGUAAUGUGAAACUACGGAAACUGGUCAGCUGUUCAUUUAUAAAAAAAAAUUGUUUUAAAAAGUUGUAUACCAAAUAUCUUAACCAUAUUCGAUUUUAUUAAUUCUGAAUGAACAUGUUCUAUGCAAAUAACAAAGGGGUGAAUUAUAAGCAAAAGGUAGAUGAUGGAAGUAGAAGUUUUUUUCAGACCAAUGACUUCUAAUGAAAAAGGGAAUACACCUCCACUUCUCCUAAUCUUAAACCAAGCUCAAGUUUUAGCAAUUGAUAAAAGCAAGCACCAUGUUCUUUGUUUCAAUGACAAAUGGCUGACUGAGUUUUCAUGGCUUAGAAAUGUUAAAGGGGGUGUAAGCAAAAGUUAUUGUGAGUGGGGGUUUAAUUUUUAACCCUGAAGAGGAUAAAGACAAAGUUGAGGAACAGACUGUCCAACAAAAUAACACUAUCUUGAAACAAUAUCCCUAGAAGGAGCAGAGAGUAGAGAUGAAUAUUUAUAUUUUGACUUCUUUAAUUGACUGAAUAUAAAUAACUUUUGUGUUUAAAAUCAAUUUAUUUCAUAUAUAUAUUCUUGUUAUUCAUUAAUACUCUGCAUUAUUAAACACAUAACACAAAGCAUUAUUAUUCAUAUUGCAUGUCAUGAUUCAUGACAUUGCUUCAGAUCACAAACGUUCACUCUAAAAAAAGAGUUACGCGCCCUUGAAUUUUGCGCCUUAAAAAAAUCCUGGGGAGAACACUGAAUGGAUUCUUCUAGGUCUAUUUAAUUUUAUUUAUAGAUUAAAAAUAUAUGUUAAGCAUGAUUUUUACCUGUAUAAGAAUGAUUUUUUUGAGGAUCGAAUCAGUCAAUUAAAUGAUUAACCUUUGUUUCACUUUCAAUGUUGACAUUCUUUUCCUUUAAAUAAUCAAACAUGCACACAAUUGAUGCGUUUUCCAUCUCUAGCUUUGGGGUUAAAUUGAAGUUCACAUGAAUACGAAUUCAAUGAGGUCGAAUUAUUCACUUGCAAGUGAAUAAUUCAUCAUCAAUAUUUCUUUGCUUAUUUUGACAAAAUUAGACAAUACUAGCUGCUAAAAGCGAAUUAUUAUUUCACUAUUUCACUUUCAUUAAUGAUUGAACAAAAAAAAUAAUAUUUUAUAAUUUGUUUAUAUCUAGUAGCUAGUGCCCCUUUAAGUUGAUAAGAAUUUUUCUGAAUAUAACAUGAGUAUAGAUAUUUUGUAUGUUUUUUAUAGACAAUUUUAUAUUCUUUGUGCCUUGUUCAAUUCAAAAUGUAUGCAAGCAGUCUUCUCUGAAUUUAGGAUUUUUUUAUCAAAUGGAUAUGAUUAUGUUUGUUGGAAGGAUGGUCUUAAGUUGAUAUGUUUGAUCAAAAACCAUGCAAUCAUCUUUAGAAUUUUGUAUGUUGAACCCACAGACAUGUUUCUCUCACUUUGAUUUGGAAGAGAUGAUGUCAACUUUUGCUAGAACCUGUCACAUUUUGAGAGGGUCCCUUAUUAGCACAAUGUAAUGUAACUGGUUGUUGAUUUUUAAUGAAUUUUUUUAAAAAUAUUUACAUUUUUUACAUUUAUAAUAAUGUUGUGUAUUGUAGUUCUUUUCUGAUUUUUUAUGAAGAAUAGAAUUUUAUAUUUAAAUGAAUUUAAACCUUUCUUUGAAAAAAAUGCUGAAGAAGAUUUUUAGUGCUUCAAAAUUUUUUUGAAGGAGUUAAUGAAAAAAAAUAGUGGCAUACUAAAAUCAAGCAACUAAAAUAAGUCAGAAGUGCUAUUUCAUUUUUGGACAGAAGUCAUGAGUCAUUUAAAUAUAGAUUCUACCACUGCAUCGAGUGUGAUACGAUAUUUAUCCACUUGAGACAGUUAAAUUUUCAAAUUUAAAAUGUAAGGCUUAAAAUUUAACUGUUGGGUAAAUAUCGAUAUAUAUGGAUGAAGAUGGAUUAGAAUUUCUUUCAUUCCAUCUGUCACAUUCAUUUGAUUUGAAAGGAGUAUAACUGAAUUGCAAUAGCGGAAAUUUGUAAUUUUUCAGUGCUAUCCAACAUUUUGAUGUAUGCGAACAGGAUUUAACAUAAGGAUGUUUGUUAUUGAGGGUUUAGGAUAUCCCUACCUAUCCAACCAUGUUCAGUUAGAUUAAACAACUUUGAAUUGGUUCUAUUUUUUAACUUUUUCUAAUGGUAGCUGUCUGUAAAACAAGUUGACUUUUGUUGAUUUUUAAAGGAAUUUGUGCAUGUUGCCCUCCAACAUUGUGACUAAGGGAAAAAAACAACUCAAAUUACAUUUAAAACAAAAUUUAUUAUUAGAAUGAUUUUUAUUUAUUCUGUUUGAUAGAAAAUUUUAACUAAUUUGAUAUUUUAUGAACUGGCUGACCUAUUAAGGAUUAAUACAGUUACAUGAAAAAGACUUUACAAAAGUUAAAAGGUGCUAAACGUAUGUUAGACAAUUUGACAAAUGUUACAGAUUGUUUAUCAGUUUUCUUUCUUUGUAAUAUUUGAAGAAAGCUAAAUAUUAUUUGGGACAAUAGUGUGAAUUAUUUUCCUUGUCAGUGAUUGAUGAUUUAUCCCUUAUGUUGCUAUGAACAAUUUCAUUUGUACUUGCACAAUAAAUAUGGUGAAAGAAA
Molecule: messenger RNA, 7225 nt
Organism: Mytilus californianus (California mussel)
Lineage: Eukaryota; Metazoa; Mollusca; Bivalvia; Mytilida; Mytilidae
Product: protein inscuteable homolog
Exons: 14
Coding region: 181-1758 (525 amino acids)
Biological process (GO): establishment of mitotic spindle orientation; apical protein localization; regulation of asymmetric cell division
Cellular component (GO): apical cortex
Molecular function (GO): cytoskeletal adaptor activity; protein binding
Source: RefSeq, a predicted model, not a curated record